AUGGCACUACACGUGGCGAUGGCCCCCAUGAGCCCGGACGGCUUCGCGGCCCAGCGGGGCUAUGAAGCAGCUCGGAUGCCCGGGUAUUUCUGCUCCAAGUCUGCAGCGAUUCGCCCAUCGGCGAGCUGCAAGUCGAUGCCGAUGGAGCCCGUGACCAUCCCAAUGGAGCCGAGGCUACAAGCCGUCCAUGUGCCAGCGCCUCCCUGGACCCUCCAAGCACCUGCGCCCGUUCGCUGGUCCGAGCCGCCCCGACAUGCGAGCCCCAGCCCCGCGCUCCAGAGCCCCGUGCGCCCCAGCUUGGCGCCCUCGCGUGCGCGGCUGCGUGCAGAGCUCACGGAGCCCGCGGAGCCCGCGGAGCCCGCGGAGCCGCGUCCAGCGACCCCUUCCUCUCUCUGGCCCGCAGGGGGCGGAAGGAUACGGCUGCCGUGCAAGACUGUUCAAUUCCAAAGCCUUGGAGGCAAAGUCCUCACCAGAGCGACCCAAAGUAGAAGUUCCGGAGGCCAGGAGCGGACACCGGAAGGUGUCAAGACCAGGCGUCCUCCGCAACGGCCCGUCAAGGCUCGCCACGAACUUCGACAGCACGUAUAA
Molecule: messenger RNA, 588 nt
Organism: Symbiodinium sp. CCMP2456
Lineage: Eukaryota; Dinophyceae; Suessiales; Symbiodiniaceae
Source: the annotation of a GenBank genome assembly